This is a messenger RNA of Chara braunii, 2907 nucleotides long. NCBI's taxonomy places the organism in Eukaryota, Viridiplantae, Streptophyta, Charophyceae, Charales, Characeae. The record is from the annotation of a GenBank genome assembly.
CGGUGUCCUUCAAAGAUCUCGUUCUGUCAAACUUCAAAUGUUUUGGAGAUAUGACGACAUGAGAGAAGGAAAUUGCAUUGCGGUUGAUGAUAAAUAAGAGAGUCAUCGCCACUACUAGACUGGUUCCUCCUGGGAAGUUGAACAUGGCCAACCUCCACGACAUUAUAAUGCGCGAGAGAUACAUGAUGCGUCUGUUCAACUACAUCGUUUUCAAAUCGGAGAAUAGAGAGGCGAGAGAAUGGAAGGACGGGAACUUCUUCGACUAUGAGAAAGUGGAGCAAAGGUUUGGUGUGAGGGCAGCCGAAUGGGAUGAGGAAAGGGAUAGGAUCUCUUUGCAAUACGUCCGGAAGGUUCCAAAAAGACUCGGCGGAGAGCAAGAGGAAAAAGGUCUGAAAAGAGCUGGCCUGAAGGCCACAGAGACAUUGUAUAGGGACGCGCCUUUCCACUUCAAGUACUUCGUAUACCAUGCAAUUGGAAGAGUGGACUUGCUGACAGCUGAGUUGCGACGGUUGAAGAACGCUGCGCUUAAUCUGAGUUGGGAAAAAAAACAACGACAGUCGACAUUGCUACCGAUCAACAUGCACCCCAAGGAGUUGCUGUCCGCGGCCGACGAAAUUGUGACUGCGGCCACGAACUUGAAUUGCAAGGCGACUAUCCUCGAUCUCGCCAACCCGAAGGAGUGCCUUGCAUGGUCACCAGCUGAUUUCGAUGCUUUGCACAAAAUGAUAACGAAAUUGUGCGAUAAUAAUUGGAUUUUGAUUCUUUUUGCCCCGCAAAAACAACAUAAGAUCGUCAUGAAGCAGCUUUACAACUGGGACGAUGUAGACGACACGAUGGCGAUCGUCCUGCAUGUCGAGGGCAGCGACCUCAAGAAGGUCACGAGGGCCCCUAAAUUGGAGGCGGAGAUAGUGGAGCUAAACGUUGAGGAGGAACAUUUCAAGAGGUGCGCAGCGAGGCACAGCGGCGAGGAAAAAAACAAACGAGAGGUAUAUGAGCGGUGGGAACGACAUUCCAAACGGUUGCAGAAGUUGUGUAGUUCGUUUUUGCACGAGGAUCAAGGGGUGAUUCUUAUCGGGAAGCCGCAUGCUAGACUUGUGUGGGAGUUUUUGCACGCUGGCUAUCAUGUUUUCGCAUGCGACUCGUCGUCCAAAAACAUUUUGUACUUGACGAAGGCCAUCGAAAUUCUUAGGAAGGACGUGAGAAACGAUUGCACGGUUCAGAGACAGAAGACUGCGCACCGUCCGGACAGGGACAUGUACCACAAGUUGGGCAAGAAGAGAAACAAGAUAUGGGAAUAUUUAUUCCAACGCCAACCCAAGUCGCCAUUCGAGUAUGACUACAUAGUCCGCAAAGCGAUGGCACAGGAAGCGUAUGGUGGCUACCAUAAAGCGCAGGUGGGUGCGUUUGCGAUGUUCGUGGUGAGAUGUGAACAAAUUAAGUUCGUUGCAAAUCAGGCAAUGCUGACGUAUGAAGAGUACAGCAACAUUGCCAAAACAAUCGAUGCAUGGAAUCCGAUCGAGAGCGACGAGGAGACCGAAACAUCGGACCUCGAAAUCGAAGACGUGCCGAACGAGAAUCCAGAAGAAGGUCGCACAAAAUCGGGAGGUGCGAGCAGUCUGAUGCUUGACGUGACCGACAGGGCGAGUUCCAUUGAACAAAUGCAAACGGAUUCACCUACGCCCCUUAGAGAACUUGCGAAUGCAUUGAUUAAUGGCAAUCAUAACGGGUUUCAGGGGAGGCCUCGCACUCUUCAAGGAAACACGGAACACAACAUACUGGCAGACGCCGAUGAGAAUGACUUGGCGGUUCCAGAUGCCUUUCCGAGGCUGAUGCCCGGUGAUGAUAUUCCCGAUCGCAUUGUGCAGGCCUGCGAACGGCCUUACUUAAUUGAAGACAAGGUGCCAGAAACGACAUCUGAGAAGUGGGGGCAUCACAUUUUGUGGCAUACAGACGUAUUCGAGCCAUGCAUUUUCAAGGGAGAGUGGAUGAUGGCACUGCAUCUAACAUCAGGAUGGAAAGUCAAACCGAAACUGGCAGAAGUACUGUGGCUGAAAGUGACGAAGAGCGAAAUCGCCUUCUGUGUCAGGCGCGAAAACGACGGAGCAGACGAGGCAGCUAUUAAGGAGAAGGCUCAAUUGUUAUUCGAUUCUCUGCACUCCAACAAUCAGCUCGAAUAUAAACACAAGUUCUAUGACUUGCCGUCAAGCCGGUCAUACAAGACCAUCGAUUGGAAGAUCGAACUUCAUCCUGUGUGUCAAGGCAUUGAGACAAUCCAGUUGGGAUGCUCACAGCUUGGGGGGCAGUCGAUGACGCACUUGGCUUCCAAUGUUGGGGAAGCGAUGAGUCAAACCAAUGUCAAGAUAAUGGGGAUGGACAAGGGAACACGGAAUGUCGACAAAGAUCCUUCGAACGUUGCAUCGUACGGACCUCCUCUAAUAACUCAAGUGGAAAACCAGAGUGCAUCGCAGAUGGAGAGCCCCACUCCUUCCACGAACAUGACGGUUUCAGAUGGAAUGCAACAAGGUGGGUAUGUAGAACGUGCGAGUGAGGUGGAAAAAGAUUCCGAUGAGAUGAUGAAUCUGCUGGAUGAGGCGGAGAAGGACGGGAAGAGGAAGUUAGAGGGAUCAACCACGUCACAGACGGUGAUUAAUUGUAUAUCGUUAAACGAUGAAGGGGUAGACGUACAUGUAGACGAGCGUGAUGACAAUGAGGAUGAAAGAGACAAUGUCGAUGAACAUAAGGUAGUGGAUGACGGAGGUCAACCAGCGAGACGAUCGACAAGAGAAAUAAAGAAAAAACAGCCGAUUAAUGUGUAGAUAUAUGCAAAGGCUGAGUUCGGGCUGGCGUGACUCUCUGUGUAUUUGUGUGAGUGCUUGUACGCAACUCAGAUAAAUAUUUUCGGCAGGA